Molecule: messenger RNA, 2452 nt
Organism: Hypomesus transpacificus
Lineage: Eukaryota; Metazoa; Chordata; Actinopteri; Osmeriformes; Osmeridae
Gene: slc25a17l
Product: peroxisomal membrane protein PMP34
Exons: 9
Coding region: 494-1435 (313 amino acids)
Biological process (GO): mitochondrial ATP transmembrane transport; mitochondrial ADP transmembrane transport
Cellular component (GO): mitochondrial inner membrane; peroxisomal membrane
Molecular function (GO): coenzyme A transmembrane transporter activity; ATP:ADP antiporter activity; AMP transmembrane transporter activity
Source: RefSeq, a predicted model, not a curated record
GCACAAAAGUUCAUAUUGGCCGAUAGCCGAUACAUGAGCUCUCGGAGUCGGAGCUAGGGAAAAAAAGAGCCACUGUUUAAAGCUAGACAAAAAGAGCCACUGUUUAAAGCUAGACAGGAAGACACGGAAGUGGAAAGAUGGCCUUGUCCAGUCUCGCGCUCUCGCUUGCCUCACUGAGCACUACACAUUCUCUGGAGCACUUUUCAUAGAAGUGAAUGGGGACGCCAUCUUGGAAGACAAAAGUAGCUUACUCUAGUUAUAUUAACUCUAUGGUGCUGAGUCUGAGGUACUGCGCGCACACAACUGGACUUGUUGAAUGGUGUAACAAAGCCCACCUUCUUUCGCAAUGUCGGUUUAGACAGUUUGAAAAGCAGUAAAACCAAUACCGUUAACUAAGCCGCACGCAGGACAACCCUUUAUUUAACGGGCAGCUUUGGCAGUCCUUGUUCCGGUGUUUGAUUUCAUUUGACAGUCCACGAUCUUACAACAAGAAAUGUCCAACAACUAUGGUUCGGCUAUCGGCCUUUUGUCUUAUGAGACGUUGGUGCAUGCCGUGGCUGGUGCAGUGGGUAGCAUGACGGCGAUGACAGUCUUCUUUCCUUUGGACACUGCCAGGAUCAGACUGCAGGUGGAUGAAAGUCGGAAGGCCCAAACCACCCCCGUCAUUCUGGUUGAAAUAGCAAAGGAAGAGGGCGUGUUGUCUUUGUACAGAGGCUGGUUCCCUGUUAUCUCCAGCCUGUGCUGUUCAAACUUUGUCUACUUCUACACCUUCAACACACUUAAGAAACUGAUGGUGUCAGGCAAGCCCAGACCGAGCAAAGACCUGCUUAUGGGCUUUAUAUCAGGUGCAGGGAACGUGAUCCUGACCACACCCAUGUGGGUGGUCAACACUCGGCUGAAGCUACAAGGGGCAAAGUUUAGGAAUGAAGACCUGCAUCAAACCCACUACAAGGGCAUAUUUGAUGCUUUUUCCCAGAUCAUAGCCAAAGAGGGAUUGGGGACGCUUUGGAAUGGUAUCCUGCCUUCUCUGGCUCUGGUGUUCAAUCCUGCCAUGCAGUUCAUGUUCUAUGAGACCAUGAAGAGGAGGGCCGGCCAAGGAGGGAGGAGGAUUUCCUCUGUCGAGAUCUUUCUCAUUGGAGCACUUGCCAAGGCUAUUGCUACAACAGCAACAUAUCCCCUGCAGACAGUCCAGGCUAUACUAAGGUUUGGCCAGUUCAAAGCUGAAGGCAAGGGUGGUGUAUUUGGAAGUCUCAGAAAUGUUAUCUUCCUCCUAAUGGACAGAAUCAAGAGACAUGGAGUGCUGGGCCUGUACAAAGGCCUGGAGGCCAAGCUCCUUCAGACUGUACUAACGGCUGCUCUAAUGUUCGUAGUGUACGAGAAGAUUACAGCUGUCACCUUCAAAGUCAUGGGCCUGAACAAGAAACUGAAGCACUGAGAUUUAUCUGACAGGUUAUUUUCAGGUGUUUUGAUUCAGGACUGGCAUUUUUUACCGUUUAAGUCUUUCAUAAGUCAUCAUAAAUCAUCAGACAGAAUCUAUCAGAUGUGGUGGGUCUCAAAAGUCUUUGCGUCAUUCCUCACAUUUUUUCCUUUUGUGGAAUGUGAGAGGUGCUUAAUGGGAAAGGGGGGAAAGGCUUGAGAAAUAACCUUCAGCCCAACCUUCAACAAGAUUCAGCCCCGACAGUUUCCACUCCCACAACCUCCCUUUCUGUGACUCAGCUUUUCUGACUGCAUUGGUUUUCACUGCUCUGCCCUCAUCAGCAAAUCAGAUUGUUAUUUAGAUUAAUAUAACAUUGUUGGUGGAUGGGUGGUGGGAAUCCUCGAGUUAGAUGAAUAGUGUGCUAGUAUGCAUUAAGUAAGCAAGUAUUUCUGUGAAGAUAGAUUUGUUACAUUAUACUUGAAACGUGCUGGCUACACUUUAAACCUCAUCAGCUUAUUUAUGUGGCAUAACCUGUCAUUGAUGUUGGUUGUCUAACAUUAGAUUACAUUGCACGUGCACUUGACCUUGUUUUAAAUAUACAGAGCCAAGAAAGUGGAUGGGAGUGACAGAGACAGUUUCAUGUUCAUUUCCACCAUCUACUGCAUUGCAUCUUAAGCACUGUAUACUUUGGUACAUCGUACAGCGGCAUAGCCGUGGGAACACAUUUUAUCAGGGGGGUGGCUUAAUGUUGCGGGGCGGUGCCGCAGUGGUGGAUUUUCAAGUCAUAUCAUUUUAAAUUCUCGUGCUGUCAUUAGGGGUUGCUGCAGCACCCAUAGUUCCUGCAGCCAUGCGCAGCAGUACAGGUCACUGUCAGCCCCCCUCCAGAGGAAUGCAACCCUAUUUAGAAGGAAGUGCCAAUUCAUCAACCAGCUGGAAACUGGAAAACCAGCAGUUUUCCAGUUUUAACUUAAACAUGGAUAACAUGAAGCUAAUUCUAUGUUUCAAUAUUGGUACAGUGACAGGUGACUUUUUCUU